AUGACACUUUUUGGAAGCACCUAUGUUUGCGGACAAUCAUCUUCUGCAAUGAAAAUAAUUAGAAGCGAUCAUCGAUCGAGAUUAAAUGAUGUACGGUUAGAAAGCUGCGUGCGAGUUUGCUGUGUCGUCUAUAUCUGCAAAUAUAGAUCAACUGAUGGUAAAGAAGCAAUGCCAAAUUUCUCUCAUUAAAUAAUCUUUUUCCACAUGUAUCUUUCGGCGUUUUUUUAACAGUAUUUCUAUUAAUGAGAGUUUUAUUUCUGUAAUUUUUUUAUACUAAGUUUAUUUUGUUAAUAAAGAGAUAAUUUGAGUUCGUUAUUCAGUGUUUGUAUUUUCAUAAGUUUCUUACAUGCGGCCCGCACAACAUUUUUAAAUUUGUAGCUGGCCCAUUGUAAAAAAAGGUUGCUUAUCCCUGGUCUAGAUAGUACUGUACAGAUGGUUUGCACAUGGUAAGGCUCCGAGUUGUCGCAAAUUGUCGCGGCGCACAAUGGGCUGCAUCUACAAUUUUCGUUACGUUUUCUAAAACAGCGAUAUUUCUUUUUUAGAAAACUCCAAAGUAGGCGCCCCAUAAAUUUAGUUAGUCUCAAAUACAAUGAGAUCUCUCGCAACAUAGGGGUUGCCAUGUCAGAAACAUGUGCAUACCUGAGGAGUUGUGCAAACAAUGGAACAGUUUCCAGAAGAAAAUGGGACCAUUUCCCAGAAUUGCCAUCCCACUCGAAUUACUUCAUGGGUGGCAAUGAGAUAUUUUGGAAACCUCCCUCACACUUCCUUAUUGGUCUUAAUAACAUAUCACAUGAUAUUACAUUUUAUUUUCAAUAAAAUAAUAUUAUAAAGAAAAUUUUAUAAUUUAGUUCUUAUAAUAUCAAUUAUAUAAUAUAUUAUUUAUUACUUUAUAUUAUAAUAACAUUUAAUUCAGUUAUUCAAAUUAAUUUCAUUUUAAUUUUACAUUUUACAUAAAUUAUAAAGAAAUUGUUAUAAUUAAUCUUUUUGUAAUAAAAAUUUUCUAUUAAAACAAAAAGUUUAUUUAAUUAUAUUAUUAAUAGACUCCAUUCUAUUUUAA
This is a messenger RNA of Heterotrigona itama, 1057 nucleotides long. Lineage: Eukaryota; Metazoa; Arthropoda; Insecta; Hymenoptera; Apidae. The record is from the annotation of a GenBank genome assembly.